Molecule: messenger RNA, 8953 nt
Organism: Pocillopora meandrina
Lineage: Eukaryota; Metazoa; Cnidaria; Anthozoa; Scleractinia; Pocilloporidae
Source: the annotation of a GenBank genome assembly
AGGAGGCUCAAACAUGGCGGUAAACUUCCUCAGCAAGACUGUUUACACCCCCAAGGAACUGGACCUUUAUUUUGGUUCUUAAUGGCCACAUUUGGUUGGAGUUACAAGUCAAAUGCAAGUGGAAGCAAACGUCCCAGUGAACAAUCGAGAAAAGUUGAGAGCUGGCAGGAGAAACGCGCCGAUGACACGCCGAAACCCCUACACCCCCAGUCGCAUUCUGCUGAAACUUUAACAGCAGGAACCCAACCCGCGAGGAAAAAAUGUAAGUCGUUAAAAACAGAUUAUUUGAGUCAAGUUAAAAUCCUGGCAACUUAUUUUUAGGUAAACAUUUGGGAAACUUAAAGUAGCAUGUAACUGUACAUUACACAAGCUUAUUUAAAAUGUACUUUCAGUUCAAGAUCUUGUAGGGGAGCAACUGCAUGUGUAUAUAUAUAUAUAUAUAUAUAUAUAUAUAUAUAUACUUUUUGUUUUUAAUGUAUGGCUUCUAUUUUAAGCGAAGUGGAGUAGAGUGCUGUAGAAAAUGAAAUGUGAAGUCAAACGAAACAACGAAACGCAAAAUGUUAUAUUAAUCACAUUUAUAUUUGUAGUUUUGUAGGAGGCAUAUGAUUGCCCACCUAAGAAAGAAACUUUAACCACUCUAAACUGUCAGUUCUUUGAUAUUAUUAGCCGUACUGAAGUGAUGUUUUCAAGAUGUACCCUUUUGAUGUGGUUUGGCUCUUUCCUUCUUUGACAAUACUUUUCCUUCAGUUAAAUUUUCAAUUUCAGGGAUUAUUUUAUGUGAUCAAGGUCUUUUGUCUCCAUGAUAUAUAUCUUAGUUGAUUGGUUUUUUUGGGAGGAUAUGGGUGGAUAAUUUGGGAAUUGUAUAUAUGUAUGCAAUCAAAUAAGGGAUUUUAACCUUUCCAUGAGAGAAACGGUCCUUCGUUCAGCUUCUCUCUCCUGAUGGAAGUGCUAAAUUACACCCUCAUCAUUUAGUGUCAGUAUAUGGUACUUUUAAACAAAGUAGAUUUUGGGAGAUUGAGCCUCCAUGAAAAUGUCGUUGAUUUGAUUGGAUCAAGUAUAAAGAUAAAAGAUACAUGAUUACUGUGCCAAACCUUAGCUUCCAAGUAAUUUAUUUAUCCUUUCUGGUUUUUAUAUCUCUGUCUUCUAUCUUUCCCAUUCAUAUAUGUUUUGUUGUUAACCCUUUAACUCCCAUGAGUGACCAAGACAGAAUUUCUCCUUACAAUAUCAAUACAAUAUCAACCAGAUAAGUGAUGAGAGUAAAGAAAAAUAUCACUUUAGGGAUAAUUAGUUGAUCCAAUAGUAAAUUCUCUGAACUAACAUUAAAAGAAUUAUAUGGUUGACAGUAAGGAGAAUGACAAAUUUGAUCUGAGAGUUAAAGGGUUAUUAACACAUCCAACUAAGACCCGUCAGUGCAUUACAAACAGCCUUUUUUAAACAUUUGUGUGAAUUUCUUUGGUAAAGUGAUUCCGAAUGGUGAAGAAAUAAAAAGCUACAAAUCAUCCACCAUUCUUGGCAAUAGACUGUAUUUUCUCAUUUCUUUUUAUCUCUAAAGAUGACCCAAGAGCCAAGAUAUUUGUUGGUAACUUAGACUGGGAAACUAAAGAAGGUAUUGAAGUACUGAAAAAAUUAAUUAUUUGGUAGUUUUUAUACACUGAAAAGUCAGUAGCAACUAGAAAAGUGGGAGCUUUUUAUUAUCACUUUGUCCGGCAUUGUGACCCAUUUUGCGGACUAACAAGGAGAUUUUGGCAAGCUAAAUGGUUUUAAACUGUCUCACACACUUGUGUGCUUAUUCAGACUGUUUUGUUGUUAUUGCAUUGAUUUAAACUAAGGUAUUGGAUGUUCAUUCCAUGAUUGAAGGGCCAUAUACAGAAUAAGGCCCCAAGUAAUUUUUAUGCAACAUGUAUAUUUCUCCCUCUGUUUUAUGAGAGAAUAUAUUACAGACAAUUUUAAAGAAGAAACAAGGAGUUUCAGAGGGCUUUCCUCUUGGCCACCAUUUGAAUUAUGCUGGCCAUAAUUAUUAGUAAGCUAUACAUGUAAGGUAUUGCCUACAGAAAUUUCCUUAGAUAUGCUCUCAUUUUGUCGUGGUAUAUCAUGCAAUUGUAUAACCUAUGUGUAGCCAUACCUACCCCCCCCCUUCCAAGGGGAAACAGAAGGGAGGAAAUAUCUAUGAAAACAUGACACAAAUCAUGUUAUAUGACAUCACUCUUUUGUGUGGCGAUUCUAAUGAUUUUUUAUUGGUCAACCAUUUUGUUGAUUCUUUAAUGAAUUGUGAUUGGCUAGAGAUGAUUGUUUUCUUUCAUACUAACAAACAAGAUGGUGAGCAGAGUACCUUCAUGGUCAACUAUGCAAAUAACCGCAACUUAUAACAAGGUUUUAAGGCAAGUCUGCAUGACUUCGGGAUAGAGAAAUUUCAAGAAGAACAGUAGAAUGCUAUAGAUGCCAGUAUGUUUUUCAAAGGUAACAAUGUCUCCGUUUGGUGCCCAACUGGCUAUGGAAACUUUUUAAUUUAUCAAGCCGUGCCAGUGAUCAAGUGCCUUUCUUUUCUAGAGAAAAAUGUUCACUAUAUAUUUAUUGUGGCACCUGUGAAAGCUCUCAUAGAAGACCAGGUUGACUAUCUCAAUGCAUUUGGGCCAAGGUGAUUGUCUUCCUUCAACUCUCAGUCUCUUUGAGAGUGGUGCUGCAAAGCUAAUUAAGCUAUUUAUUUCUAGCAGCAAUCAUUUAGACUGAAAAAUGAGUUGCUCUUUCUUCACACUUGCAGCAUAACUAUCUCUUAAAGAAAUCUGUAAAACCAUGAGAUUCUGUGACAAAUGAUCCAAUUUUUCUUAGACAACUGUGGCACUAUCUACAAAUGUAAGAAGAGACUGUGUGGAUGUUGAAAUCUACUUUUGUUAGUGUGAUGUUAAUCAAACAUCACCCUCUUCUUAUUGACUCUAUACCAAGAAUUGCUUAUAAUCUUUGUACAUAUUCUUUAAGCAAAUUAUAUACAAAUAAAUAAAUCAUGGAAAGUGAAUUCACUUCAACUUUGUUGAUCACCUUGAUUACUUUUCACUCUAGCAUGUGCCACUUUGCAAAAAUAUUAUCAAGUUACUUAAUUUUGCAUAGAUUAGAGUGGCAUGAUAUAACACAAUUUGUGUCAGGUUUUCCUAGAUGUUCACUUCCUUCUGUUUCUCCUUGAGGGGAAGGGUACAGCUACCUAUAGGCUAGACAUUGUGAUUUCCAGUAAUGUUUGAGUUGUAUGUCAGCUAACAUAUCACACAUAAUUAUCAUAAGCCAGGGCAGCAGUGGAAAGCAUUAUAAUAUAAUGGAAAUAAGGAUUUUGACUUCAAUGUUUGAUAUUCUGAAUAUUUUUUUUGCAGUAACCAUUGCUGAAAUAUUUUCUACCUUUGGAGAAAUAGAGGCAGUUAAGGUAUAAUAUAUUUACUAGCUUAGCUAAGGGGUAAAGGGACACUCAAGAGAUUGAUCAGUCAUGUCAAAUAUAAGAAACCUAUCAGUUUAUUAUGGAGAUUAUUUUUGGGCAAAGAAAUAAGACCUUAUUAUUAAUGAAAACAAGGAUUAUUUGAAAAGUAGAGGGCGUCUUUUGCUUUAAUUUUUACCUUUAUCUUUAACUCCCAAGAUCUCUCUCACUAUAAUUAAUUUCUUCUUCUUCUUGUUGUUAUUUUGCUUUCCUUGACUGUAAGGAUAAAUUAUUUAAUGGUCUCUCUUAGUGAUGAAAGGGUUUGCCCUAAUUUUCCUUCCUGAAGAGACUUGUAACCAAAUGGUCACUGCCAUUUUAAUACACUUUCAAGAACACAUUUGAUGAUAACUAAAAAGUUAGUGAAGUGAUGGUUAUAGCAUUUCCCAGAGUAACACCAUAUUGUCAGGGUAUCAAUUGGGCAUUACAGAUCAGACAAUGCUCCGGCUAUAGAACAAAGAAUUUUUGGGCUAAAUUUUGAUGGCCUGAUCAAGGUUUUGUUUAAAUGUGUAGCUGUUUUGUGGUUUAUUAUUCUGUCACUAUACACAUAAUUUUCCAGCUAUAAAAUUUCAUAAUGAAAGCUUUGAAUUGUCAGAGUGAUCACAGUAGGAAAUGUGUUGUAAUCAGUUAGAAGAAUGGACUCUUGGGAGUGAGAGGGUUGUGUAACACUCAGGGUGCAAUUAAUGGGAAUUUGCUUUGAAUGUUCUCAACCCUUAUCAGGUAUAAGGUGUAAAAUACCAAUCAAAUUUUUCAUAUUUAUUUUGAUAUUUGCUAAAUUAAAUGUUAGUUUGUUAUUUUUUUUAAUCUCUCUGUUUCUGAACCAUUUGAUAUUUGUUUCUGAGUGGAAGUUGAUGAUAACACACUAGCUCUGGAUAUUUGAUAAUUAAAUUACUGACCAAAUUAUCAAGUUCAUGAUUGUGUUUUAAUCCCUAUGUAAUACAUUUACUUACUUGUAGCUCAUCAAGGAUCAUGAAACUGGCAUUUCAAGAGGGUUUGCCUUCAUUACAUUCUGUGAAGUGGACUCUGGUAAUUAUUUUUUAUUACUACAAAUUGUAUUUUGUUGUUUGAAUUGAUUUUCAUUUGCAUGUAAGAUGAUGACUUCCAUCCAAUUUGAUUGGUACUUUCCUAUGGUUUAUGACUAUCAACUUAUAAAGAGCCCAAAACUAAGGAGAAGCAAUGUGAAAAAAAAAACUUCAAAUAUUCUUCCUUAGAAAACACUUUGAAAAACAGUGAUAUCUAUCUAGAACAUGGUAGUGUAAAACCUCUGUGCAAAACUGUGUUCAUCAGCAACAUUUAUAUGAAGUAAUAUGUUGUCAUUUGUCAUAAUUUUUUUGAGGUAUGAAUCAAAAUGUAGGUGUACUUCUUUCAGAAAAUAUAAAUUAAACUGUCUUUUGACCUGCGCUAGCCCUAUCAAUAGCAAUUUCCAGCUGUACCUAGGGCAACUGGGUUUUAGUGACUGUGUAUGAUAUUAGAGUGGCGCUUUAUUAGACUAUAACUGAUGUGAAAUUCUGAAUAUGUAUGCAAUAUAUACAUUUACAAGACAUAGAGGGGCUCAUUGUUAAUAACACCCUGGAAUUAAAGUCCCUGGCAGUCACGUCUUGUAGCAAGUGUUGUUGUGAGCAUCUGUCUAAGUUUUUUUUUUGUGCUUUCAUUCUCUUUUUACAGCUGUGAAAUGUAAAACAUGGUGUGCUUAUAACCAUUUGGUAGGUUCAUACUCAUGUUUCUAUUUACUAAGGAAAUUGGCAUUUUGAAGAUAAGUGAGGAAAAUUUUGUUGACACAUCAAUGACCAUUGUUGUUAUUUAAUCAUUUUGAUAACAUCAAUGCUCAGAAGAAUCAUGUUAGGUCACUUUUAUCUUUUGUGAUAAAGUUAUAGUUAUGUAAUUAUUGCUAGCUAUUUGGUAACAGCAAAAAUUUUAAAGCAAGCAAACUCAUUCUUUUUCCUUUUUCUAAUUAGUACUCUUUUGUGGCACCAUCUCCCAAAAUUAUGUGAUUUUCACUGAUGAACGUAUCAGUUAUGAUGAUAGGUGGAAAGUACAGUUGUAAGGUAUAAUUAUGCUAAUGACAAUAAGUUGCAUUCAUGUGGUCAGGGAAAGCUUGUUAUUAUCAAGAAAAAUGGGAUGACUGUGAAACCUGAUGUCUGUAGUAACCAUGUUUUGUAAACUUGCAUGUGUCCAAAUAGAUCUGUACAACUACACACAUUGAAUGCAAUAAGUAUAACAAAGUAAAUCAAUACAUUUUCAUCACCAGAAAAUUGAUGAUAGAAAUGUGACUGUGAGGGCUGCUGAGCGUCGACAGGUGAGUUCACAUCAUUUAUUUUUAUGUUACACCAUAAUUUGGCAUCACUGUCAUUGAUAUUUAAGAAUUUGUUCAUGCGUAGCAUGCAUAUAUUGAGUUAAGGAUGCAUGCGGGAAGUCUGGAGUGCACAAGAAAUGCAUGAGAGUAGCUUGAGGUGCAGCCGAGAGCAACUCUAGCUUUUGGAGUGCUCUUCAAACUUCCCAAGUGCAUCCAUAACUUGAUAUAUGCACAGCUAAAAGCAUGAGCAAAUUCUUUUAUAACAGAGCGACAACAAGGAUCUGCGCUAAGAAGUCUUUUAUUGUGAUAGUGUUUUGGUUUUGGUGAAUUCCCAAUUAACAACUGUGUACUUUAUUCCCCAGAUUGAACAAAUUUUAAAACAACAAUUAAAACGGAAAUUUUUACCUUUAAAUGUUGUUAAUGACCAAUUGGUGACUUUUUUGUUCCCAGUGAAUGUCUUUCAGCCAAAAUUUGCUGCAGCUGGUCUUCCACCAAAUUUGUGAAACAUGCAACUUGCGAGUUUUUUGGGCUUUAUUUUUGUUGCUUGUUGUAUCAGGACCUAAAGGGUCAAUGCCGAUAGAAAAAUUGGGUAGUUCUUUGCUGGUUUCUUCCAUAUUUCAAAGAGAAAGAGAACUGCACUGCAGCUUAACAGGAUGGAAACUCUGAAGCCGGGUAAAAAAAAUGCUCACAUCAUCUCAUUUAUGCACGGGCGUGCAAGAUUUUGUUCAGCUCAAUAGGACUUAUAUAGGGCAAGCACGGAUGCACGAAAAGCCCAUUAAUAAAAUACACUCUGAACUAGUGCUAUCCAUAAAUCUUGAACUAAAGCAUCCAAUCAUGAAAAAAAAUGUUAGAUCUAACACAAGAAGCCACAUAAGUGUAAGUGAUUGCCAUCAUGAGGAAACUUGGGAGAAAUUUUCUUGCAAAUUGAUUUUGCUUGAAAAAUCAAUACUAAUUUGAUUGCUUUAAAGUGUAGUUUUUACCAAGUUAUAAGUUUGUAGGUUUGCAAGUCAAUCAUUAAGUAUUGAUAAACUUAUCCCAAUUUUCCUGAUGUAAUGUAAGGUUAAAAAUGGUAUCCUAUGCUGUUGUAGUAUUAAAUCUAUCACCAGCAAAGGGAGAAAAACAUAUUCCCUUUACUAAAUGAACUUUUUUCCCUCUUCACUUUACCUGUAGACUAAUUAUGCAGCAAUUGAAAAGAGGAAAUGUGCAGAGGAUAAUAACCCCACAUUAUACUGGGAGUACAAAUGGGCUGAGGACCCCAAAUCAGAGGUAGAAAUUUAUUUAGAUAUAGGCAGCUCACACUGCAAAAGGUUUUUCUCCACAGUUAACAAAUCCUAGUCAUUCCAUCAGUGCUACCAAUGCACCUGUUGACAACAACAAAAACCUUUUUUUUUUCUUUCCUUACUCAUUUUCAUGCUUUCAUUGUUGCAAUUGGCCUGGUCCACAGAUACUAUACAUAGGAGCUGGGUUUUAUGGCCAGCUACAGUGAUUAUUACUGUUAAACAAUGAACUUGUGUAGUCAAAAGGGUGCCUAUAGGUAUGCAUGUUUAAUGUCUUAUCUGAUAGCAGAAGUGGACUUUAAAAUGUCCUUUUUGUGUUUCCAGAAUUGCUACACAAAUUGUGUCUCUAUUCCUCAGGUUUAUGGUCCCUAUGAGACAAGUUUGAUGUUACAGUGGUCUAAAGCUGUAAGUAUUUGGAUAUGUUCUGAAAAAUAAUUUGGAAAGCAAAAGAAUAUCCAAUCACUUUUAAUCAGCUGUGGAUGGAGGAAGCUCAGGGAACACUUGAUUAUCCUAUUUGACUUUGUCCUGGAAAAAUGGCAGUUUAAUGUACUACAUGAUGGGCAAAAGUAGAGGUUCAAUAUUUUUUUUCGUUUUCAAUGGAUUUAUUCGUGAAAAUUGUGCUUCCUUUUUAAUGCUUUCACUUCUAAGAUAUCACUGGUAAUUCUCCUUACUGUCUCCCAUACAAUUCCUAUUAAUGUCAGUUCAGAGAAUUUGGUAUUGGAAAGACUAAUAAUCUCCUAAUUGAUAUUUUUAUUUAUUCUUAUUACUUGUCUGCUUGAAGUUGUAUUGAAAUUGUAAGGAGAAAUUCUCUGUUGAUCACUCAUAGGAGGGAAUUUUUAAGUUAAUUUCUUCCCUGUAUGUUUUCUCAUUUUAGGGAUAUUUUGACGCAGGUUGUUGGGUGCGAGAACACGUGACCAAACAAAGUGACGAGAACUCAUCUGAACCUUCAUGUAAGACAGCGAGACUAGUGGAUCAAAGUUAUUCCGAUUCGAGUGAUUCUGAGGAUGAUACACCAUCUGUGGGGCAACCUGAGGAAAAUGAAUUUCUUCAUGUGUCUGAGAUAGAUUUCUCUAUAUUUCCAUGAGUAAGUGCAACGCCUGGAACAUCAGACAGUUUGAGUGUUAACGGAGUAUGUGUCACAUCGGCAUCGGUGAGAUCAUUGGUAGUAUUGGAAGGAUAGCUAAAUGAAAGAGGAAAUUCAUUUUAUAUUCAAACUUUGAGUGGCCAGAUAGUCCUGCUCGCCGUCUUUUGUUUAUUUCGUCACGCAAUGCAUUCUAAUCCGGACUAGCGGCGAGAGACUGUCACAACAGUAUGUCUCGUCGUCUGUUUUAGUACGUUGAAACCUUAAGCAAGACAGGUCACUCAUAUUGAUAUCUACCUUUGAACAAAUGAAGGACGAAUAGCAUAAAACAUUACAUUAUUACUUCACCGUGUUCAAAAUAUGUUUUUCUCGAAGUUUGGCCCACAGACGUCUGUUUGUUUACAUCGAGCACUAGUAAGGUUUAUUCAAGUGAGCUGUGGUUGAAGUUUUUGACACGUCAGCUACUUUUGAAGACUAUUCUCUAAAUUUUUAGACCCCUCGUUAUACCAUUCGAAAGAAAUGGUUUCAUGUUUAGUUCUUGUAAGCUAGUCAAACUUGUUGAUGGUUAAAUUUAAAUUUUAGUUACGCGAACAAAUCAAGAACCUGAUCUAUCAGACCUAAAAUUACUGCGUCAUUGAACAUUACACUUUGUCAAACUAAUUGACUGUGUCAAAGUGUCAUUUAAAUUCUAAAAUCUGUUUUAUCUUCCUUUAACGGCUGGCGGUGAAUCUAAAUGGACUAAAAUGAAUGAAGAACCUCGUAUCACAAUUUCGGCUGGCUGUCUUAUAUGUGAAAAACGUCAAAAUUCCCCCGAUCACAAAGCAUCCCAAACCAUCUCAAGGAUUAUAGGU